AUGCGGUGCUUAUCUCCGGACGGGAAAGAAGUAAUUAAUCUGUGGGGCGAUCAAGUCGCAGCGAAUGAAUGCUAUAUGCUGACACAGGUUGAGGGAAAGGAGGAAGAAGAAAUUGCGAAGCCCACCGAGGAGACCCUCGAAGCCGUGGAAGUUAUCUUUGGCGACCCUCAGAAGGUUACUUAUCUAGGCUCUUCUUCCACGUCCGAAGAAAAUGAGGCAUUAAUUGAUGUUAUCCGGAGCAAUGCAGAUGCCUUUGCAUGGGAUCACUCGGACACGGUAGGGAUCGAUCCCACAGUUUCCUGCCAUAGCCUGAAGGUGGAUCCGGAGUUCAAACCAGUCAAGCAGAAACACCGAAGGGUCAUGCCCUUCGGACUGAAAAAUGCUGGAGCUACUUAUCAACGCCUUGUCAACAAGAUAUUCGAUAAUCUGCUGGGAAAGACAGUUGAAGCAUAUAUAAAUGACAUGGUGGUUAAAAGUGUGAAGAAAGAAGAUCAUCUGAAGCAUCUUCAGGAAGUUUUCAAUACUUUGAAGAAGUACAACAUGAAGUUGAAUCCAUCCAAGUGCUUCUUCGCGGUAUUAUCAGGUCAAUUCCUCGGCCACAUAGUGAAUAAAAGAGGGAUAGAGGUAAGUCCGGCUCAGGCUAAGGCCCUCUUCCAGAAUCAAGAACUAAAAAAUCGCAGGGAGGUGCAAGUUCUUACUGGUCGGAUCGCAGCACUCAGCCGGUUUAUAUCCCGAUUGUCAGAUAAGUGCAAACCAUUCUUCGAUGCUAUACGAUCCAAGAAUAAAGAUAUAUGGGGACCUCAGCAGCAGGAGGCCCUUAGUCGGUUGAAAGGUUACAUGGCUAAACCACCGAUUCUAUCGGCUCCAAAACCUGGGGAGGUUCUUAUUAUGUAUUUGGCAGUUUCUAAUACAUCGACAAGUGCAUCAUUGAUUAGAAAGGAAGGAAAGAGGCAAUAUCCAGUCUUCUACACAAGUAAGACCAUGACAGAUGUGGAGACGCGAUAUAGUAAAGCAGAAAAAGUCAUCUUAGCUUUGAUCUACGCCAAGAAGAAGCUUCGGCAUUAUUUUGAAUUUCAUAGCAUUGUGAUACUCACCAACUAUCCUAUACAGGGUAUACUCUCUAAGCCUGAUUUAUCGGGGAGAAUUACCAAGUGGGCUAUCGAGCUUAGUUCCUUCGACAUAACUUAUGAGCCAAAGGUGUCGCAUAAAGGACAAGCCGUAGCGGACUUCCUUCUCGAGUAUGAAGAUACUCCCGAAGAGCUGGCACACCCUGAGCCACAAUGGGAGCUUCGAGUCGAUGGUUCCUCGAAUCAAGCAAGUGCAGGAGUAGGCAUUGUAAUAUCAACACCCGAAAGCACCAAGCUGCAGCAAUCUAUAUGUUUGAAGUUCCCAGCUACGAACAAUGAGGCCGAAUACGAGGCAUUACUUACUGGUCUUCGGUUGGCUAGCAGUCUCCAGGUACGUUGCUUAAAGGUUUUUAGUGACUCACAAAUUGUUAUAAAUCAAGUGACAGGUCAGUACCAUUCCAAAGAGGAAAGAAUGAAAGCAUAUAAAGAAGCUGUAGAGAACGUUGCACAGGGAUUCGAUCAGAUCGAAUUCUAUCAGGUACCUCGUGUUGAGAAUGCCGAAACAGAUCAAUUAGCCACAUCAGCAUCAUCUUCAAAUGAGGAUCUGAUUCGGAUUGUGCCGAUUAACGUUCUGGACGAGCCCAGCAUUAAUCCUCCGCAGAAAGUAAUGGUGGUUCUAGUUAUUCCUCGACAACCAUGCUGGAUUGAUCCAUUGGAAGCUUACCUCAAGCAUGGGGUUCUUCCAGACCAAAAGUCCGAAGCACGGAAGCUCCGUAUCACCGCAGCUAAAUACACCAUCAUUAACAAUCAGUUAUACCGAAAGUCAUUUUCAGGUCCUUACCUGAAAUGUUUAAGCCCUACUGAGGCUCUUGUGGUGUUGAGACAAAUCCAUGACGGAGAUUGUGGUAACCACUCUGGGGGCAGAUCCCUCGCGCAUAAAGUUCUGACUCAAGGUUACUUCUGGUCGUACUUGUCCCGGAAUACAGAAGAGUAUACACGGAGGUGUGACAAAUGUCAACGUCACGGUCCCAUGAAGCAUCAACCUGUCGAAGAUUUGCACGCAAUGGCAAAUCCAUGGCCAUUCGCACAAUGGGGGAUUGAUAUGGUGGGCCCGUUACCCAAGACUGUAGAACAAAAGGAGUACGUGCUACUAGAUACAGAUUAUUUCACUAAAUGGGUAGAAGCCGAGGCCUACUCAAGUGUGACCCAUGAGAAGGUAAAAAGUUUCCUUUAA
Cornus florida is the source of this 2301-nucleotide messenger RNA. RefSeq lists its product as uncharacterized. Lineage: Eukaryota; Viridiplantae; Streptophyta; Magnoliopsida; Cornales; Cornaceae. Gene Ontology annotation, molecular function: RNA-DNA hybrid ribonuclease activity; nucleic acid binding. The record is from RefSeq and is a predicted model, not a curated record. The transcript has 3 exons. The coding region runs from base 1 to 2301 and encodes 766 amino acids.